UUUAAUAUUAUGGUAAUAUUCUCCUCUCUUUUAUUUCUAUAUUCAUUUAGUUGACCAUGAGAAGUUGCCUCACAUAUAGCCAAAAUUCUAACAUUUUAGUAUACACCAUCAUCUCUUUUCUUUAAAAUGGUUUGGAAAAAAAAAUAUCAUUUCAUACAGUUAAGAAUAUUCUUCUGUUUAUCUUUUGUUUCCUCAAUCUUAUAUAUCUAGUUGAUGAAGAAGUUUUCUCAAGCCUAAAAAAAAAAAAAAAAUAGAAAAAAACUCCUGAGAAAUUGACUCAAACAAACAAUUCAAAGUAUAUCAUUAAUGUAGUAGAAUUUUAUACAUAUAUGUAAGUGCGUCCGAUGGAUUUAUUCCAUUAAGGCACAAAUUCAUUAGAAAGAAACUAUGCAUAACCUUUUUCUCUACUUAGUCGUGUUCUCUCUUGGUCUCGUUUCUUUUAUAACUUGUUUCGCCGCCGAGUUCAAGAGAACAAAGAAAGAAGAUAUUCGAUGGGACAAAGAGAGGAACUGCUAUGUACCAGAGAGCCAUGCGUUUGGGCUCGGAUCAGCUGCUGUUCUUUGCUUUUGUCUUGCUCAGAUCGUUGGAAACAUAGCUGUCUUGCGAAAUCAUCGGACAAGAAGUAAAAGAGAAGAUGGUUACAAGUUUACCGAUCUUAGUUUACCAACUGUUCUUCUGCUCCUUUCCUGGUCCAAUUUUGUGGUAGUGGUUUUGAUUUUGAGUACUGCAAUAAGCAUGAGCCGAGCUCAAGCUUAUAGAGAAGGAUGGCUAGAGGGAGAUUGUUACCUGGUCAAAGACGGUGUGUUUGCAGCUUCAGGCUGCUUAGCCAUCCUUGGACUUGGAGCCUUGACCAUAUCAGCCACUAGGAUCAAAGUAAAGAAACAGCAACAACUUGUGCAAGUCUUAAUCAAAGACCAAAACCAAGAACAAAAAAGACCCAUAGGAGAAGGACAAAACCAUGAUGAGUGCCAAACAAACAAGUCACAAACUGUCAUUUGCUUGGUGGAAGAAGUGUCUUCCACUAAUAUAAGCAGAAUAUAAAAUACAUAAAUAAAGAAGAAAAAAAGGAAACAAAGGAUUUUUUUUGUUAUUAUUUAUAAAGUUGUAUAUAUUAAUUGGUAAUGCACUUAAUAUUUUGGGAAUGUUGGAUGGA
Molecule: messenger RNA, 1153 nt
Organism: Capsella rubella
Lineage: Eukaryota; Viridiplantae; Streptophyta; Magnoliopsida; Brassicales; Brassicaceae
Exons: 3
Coding region: 388-1041 (217 amino acids)
Source: RefSeq, a predicted model, not a curated record